This is a messenger RNA of Salvia splendens (bonfire salvia), 568 nucleotides long. RefSeq names its product replication protein A 14 kDa subunit B. NCBI's taxonomy places the organism in Eukaryota, Viridiplantae, Streptophyta, Magnoliopsida, Lamiales, Lamiaceae. Gene Ontology annotation, cellular component: nucleus. Gene Ontology annotation, molecular function: DNA binding. The record is from RefSeq and is a predicted model, not a curated record. The transcript is spliced from 2 exons. Bases 165 to 467 code for a protein of 100 amino acids. Gene Ontology annotation, biological process: DNA repair; DNA replication; DNA recombination.
AUCAAUAUAAAUCCCUAAUUCAAUUCAAGCAAAAUUCACAUCUCAUCGUUGAUUAAUCUACAAAUCUGAAGGCGAGAGACAUAAAUUAACCCUAGCAAGUAGCAGCAAUCUCUUUCCAGAUUUCUCGAUAGCGUAUUUGAAUUUAUUUACUUUUUCUAGAAGAAAUGGAUGCAUCGAAUCCCGCGGCUUUUGUCAACGCCGAGAUGCUGCGGAUGCAUCUAGGCCAGAGAGUUCGCGCGGUGAUUCAAGUUCUCAGAAACGACGCCGGUUCAGUAACCGGAAAAUCCACCGACGAGCAGGAACUCGUCAAGGGGCAUCCUUCUAUCCCUCCCACCGCUUUUGUCGAGGUUAUCGGCUUCGCUGACAGUAACCGCACUAUUCAGGCCGAGAUCUGGACCAAUUUCGGCGAUAAUUUUGAUGUAUCAGGCUACAAUACUAUUUGUCAAUUUGCAAAUGGAGAUUAUUAGAAUUGGAAAAUCAAAAUGUAUUGUUUAGGAUUAAUUAGUUUGUUUAGCAUUUAAUUGUAUUUUGUAGUCACCAAUUAAUAAAAAUGUAGUCAUUAAAGAUA